AAUUCAUAGCUCAAGCAACGACUUGUCUUGAUCAGUCUGUGUUAUUAUUAACAGGCUUUACUGGCUUUAGUUCAAAUUUAAAUCACUUGAAGAAUGAUAUGUGAAUAACUGAAAAGUGCUGAAAUUAGCAAAGAUGUCUUUCUCGUUCGGCACACCUUCAAGUGCUCCUGCUACCACAGGACUCGCAGGAGGUUUUAGUUUCGGUACCAACAAACCUGCAACCCCAGGAUUUGGCAUGACUGCAACAUCUCAGCCAUCAACAGGCCUUUUUGGGAGUACAUCUGCUACUUCAGCGCCCGCAUUUGGUACUGCAGGUUUUGGUUCGACAACACCGGCAUUUGGUUCGACUACCACACCUGCUUUCGGUGCAUCGACCGCUCCGGCCUUUGGUACAACAACUAAUCCAGGUUUUGGUUCAACACCCGCUUUUGGAGCCAAUUCUGCAGCUCCAGUAUUUGGAACCACUACACCGGCCUUCGGUUCAACAGCUCCUACUUUUGGUACAGGGACUUCAGCAUUUGGGACAACUACAACACCGGCUUUUGGUACAGGCACUGCUGGGUCAAAUUUUAGUCUUGGAUCAAAUACUUUAGGUGGUUUUGGGACACAGCCAGCUACUACAUCAACUACUGGGUUGGGUCUGAGUUUUGGUCUUGGUACAGCAACUACUCAAACAGGGUUUGGACUAUUGGGAGCCACUGGCACGGCCACUACAUCUAGUAGUUUAUUUGGACCUAAGCUUGGUACAACCAGUCUAACUGGUACUCAGCCAUCAACAUUAGGAACAUCAAGCUUCGGCCUUGGAGGAGUUGCACCGGCUACAAGUGGUAUUGGUGUGACGAAUACUACAGAUGCUAAAACUGAGCCACCAAAGCAAACCAAGCUGCCCAAUGAGAUUUCAACAACAGUUGAUUCAUUCAAAGAAUUUGUCAAGAAACAAAAGUCUCUGAGUUCUGAAGUUAUGCGAGUGUCUAUCAAGCCACUGCAUAAGGUGGCGGGCGAGGCGGCGGUCCUGACGCGCGAGGCGGCGCGCGUGUGCGGCGAAGUGGCGCGUGCGCGCUGCGUGUCGCGCCGCCAGCGAGCCGCCGCCGCCGCCGCGCUCGCCGCCGCCGACACCGUGCUGCGGGACAACGCGGCGCCCGGUUCGGAGCUGGAAGGCAUGGCGCCCCCUCAAUACGUCAAGGACCUGAUUUCAGAGCUUGAACAGCAUUUAAUAACGUUCCGGAGACAAAUGGAAAUUGCAGACAAACAGAUGCAAUCGACACCCAAAUUACUGACCGAAAAGGAAUUAACACUAGGCAUUCGUCGUAUGCACGAGUCGCUGGUAGCUCUGGCGGGCCGGCUGCAGACUGUACAUUCCCAAGUCGAGGAGCAGCUCCGUCAGUACAAGAACCUGAGGACCUACAUACUGAAGGAACCGGCUGCCACGUUUGACCUCCUACAGAACCAUAACACAAGCCUAGACCAAAUGUUACAAGAGGAUGUUAGCGGUAAAAGAAAGUUUAAGUCCACGUUGACCGGUGAAGUGAACAGAGUGAGUGCCGUGCUGGCCGACCCUAGAGCUGCUUUAGGAGGCGUGCACCAGUUGGCCGGGCCGACGCCCUUCAGCUAUAUCGGGUCCAAUCUGACGCCGAUUACGAAUGUUGAUAACAGCGCAACCUCGUGGCCUCCCCAUUCGAAUCCUCCGCCGCAGACGAAUUCCACGUCUACAUUGCUGUUAACGGGCCCAUCUUCAUUCCAGCUUCAGAAACCGCCCGGGAAGCGAGGAAAACAAUGAUAUUGGCGUUAGAUAGCGCUUUGUUAGCGCUAAUCGGACAUUGGACCAGUGCACUGUCUAAUAAACGCGAGUGAAUCUUGAAAAA
Bombyx mandarina (wild silkworm) is the source of this 1862-nucleotide messenger RNA. It is a transcript of the gene Nup58, whose product is annotated as nuclear pore complex protein Nup58. NCBI's taxonomy places the organism in Eukaryota, Metazoa, Arthropoda, Insecta, Lepidoptera, Bombycidae. The record is from RefSeq and is a predicted model, not a curated record. Gene Ontology annotation, cellular component: nuclear pore. Gene Ontology annotation, molecular function: structural constituent of nuclear pore. Gene Ontology annotation, biological process: nucleocytoplasmic transport.